Messenger RNA from Antechinus flavipes (yellow-footed antechinus), 3078 nucleotides. RefSeq names its product 5-azacytidine induced 2 (gene AZI2). Gene Ontology annotation, cellular component: cytoplasm. The record is from RefSeq and is a predicted model, not a curated record. The transcript is spliced from 9 exons. Gene Ontology annotation, biological process: canonical NF-kappaB signal transduction. The coding region runs from base 96 to 1286 and encodes 396 amino acids. NCBI's taxonomy places the organism in Eukaryota, Metazoa, Chordata, Mammalia, Dasyuromorphia, Dasyuridae.
CGGAGGCCGGAAGCCCGCCGUGACCCCGCUGACCCGGGGUGUUCUCGGCUCGUUCCGCACGUCGGGGAAACCGAAAGUGCCGACGAGACGCUAUCAUGGAUGCACUUGUAGAAGAUGACAUCUGCAUUCUGAACCAUGAAAAGAGCCAGAGGAGAGAUACCAUCACUCCUUUGUCAAUCUAUACGGGAGAUGAGUCUAUGGCGUCCCACUUUGCCCUUGUCACUGCAUAUGAGGACAUCAAAAAGAGACUUAAGGAUUCCGAGAAGGAGAAUUCUCUCUUAAAGAAAAGAAUACGAUUUCUGGAAGAAAAGCUUCUUCAAACCCGAUUAGGUGAAGAAGCAAGCACUGUAGGACGAGAACAAGUAAACAAGGCCUAUCAUGCUUAUCGGGAGGUCUGCCUAGACAGAGAUAAUUUGAAAAGCAAAUUGGAUAAAAUGAAUAAAGACAACUCUGAAUCUUUGAAAGUAUUAAAUGAACAGCUGCAGACUAAAGAAGUUGAGCUCCUCCAGCUCCGGACAGAGGUUGAGACUCAGCAAGUGAUGAGGAAUCUAAACCGACCUUCAUCAAAUUGGGAGGUAGAAAAGCUGAGCAGCGACUUGAGAAUCCAUGGUUUGGAACAGCAGCUGGAACUGAUGAGAAAGGAAUGUACUGAUUUAAGAACAGAACUCCAAAAAUUUAAAUCCAAGGAUCUGUCUCAGGAAGACAAUCUCAAUAACACAGACUUCCAAAGGCCAAGCAUUCAAAGUGAUAACAUGCAACAUGCUUACUGGGAACUCAAGAGAGAAAUGUCUAAUUUACAUCUUGUGACUCAAGUGCAAGCUGAACUACUAAGAAAACUUAAAACUUCAUCUAUAAUCAAAAAAGGCUCAAGGGAAGUAUUCCCAUCCACUGAACAUGCUGCUAGGAGCGGAAGCAGAGCUUGUGCUCCAGUCCAGUGUAUGGACGACCUGGUGAAGGACUGCACAAAUUUACAUUUGGGGUCUUUAACUGCGACCUACAAAAGACACACCCCUCUUUCCCCGAAUGGCAAAGCCUUCUGCAGUGCCAUGGCUUCUCCUCUGUCUGCCCAGUCGUGGGCAGAGAAUGAGAGAGUCAGUCCUGGUGGAGCUACAAACUUUCAAGAACAGAAUUCUUAUGGCAGAAAUUCUUUAGAAGACAAUUCAUGGGUAUUCCCAAGCCCCCCAAAGUCUAGUGAGACAGCAUUUGGGGAAAGUAAAAGUAAAACACCUUCCCCCAACCUGCCUCACCUGGAUCAGCAUAAUCCCAACUGCCUUUACAAGAACUAAGUCAGAAGAGACUGGUGGUCACCUUGGCACCGGGAGGACGGGCACAAGACACCGGCGCAGCUGGCCCCCUGGCGGCCUCGGGUUCUGGGGCCAUCUUCGACUUCCAGCACGCUUGGAUUUGCACAUUCUGUCCUGCAGUCGCGUAGUUGAGUUUGUAACUUUUCAGUCUAGACUAAAACAACCGGGCUAGCCCACUCUAUUUUAACAAGUAUAGACACAUGCACUACUUAAUAAAUUACAGGAAUUCUCUUAGUGUUUUUAAAGACAACUCUACCUUUGAUAACAAUUGCUGUAGAUUUAGGCAUCUCAGGUAAAGAAAAAUGAUAGCAACUAGUUGUUGAGCUUGAGUUCAGAAAUAUACACAGGCUUUGUAAGGUGUCUAAAUAAUAAACAUCUUCAUUCACAGGAAUAAUGGGUUGCUGGAGUUUUGAUUCAAAUCAUGUAAAUUACAAAAAACAAAUCCUGCCUAGGAGAACAAGCAGCUAGUAAAAUGUGUUUUAUUUCCCAUUGGUCUUUUUAUGAACACAGAUUGUGAAAGUAUUGGUACAGAAUAAUUGUUCUAUGGAUAGUUGAUUUCCAUAGGCCAUUUUACUUCAAAUCUUUAGACUUGGAAUUGCUUUCUAGGCAAUAGUACUAGAAUAGCCAUCAUUUCUAAAAUACUAGAAUGGUCAUCAUUACUUCUGUGUGAUUUUAAUUCUGUUUACAACUGUUUACAACCCAGACUGCUCAAUCACUGGAGCUGGCUGGCUGUGUUCAAUAGCUCCCUUGAGCUUUCAAUUUAAAAGUAAGAUUUUUUUUUUUUAAAGGUUAAAAGAAAGACAAAAUAUUUUUUUUUCUCUUGGUGAGAAAACCACAUAUUACUAAUUGGAUAAUAGAGGAGUCAAGUCAAAAAUGUUUUAUAAUUUUAUACAUCAGUAUGUUAAGAGGUAUAUGUCAAUAUUUAGAACCGGCAAAAGGAAUAAAUUGUCUCCAAGUGAUAACACUAGCUGCCUUUUCUUUAGUAAAGCAGUUUAAUUUUUAAACUGGCACUACAUUAAUCCAUGGAGAACAUUUCAAAUUUAGUGAAGAAUCAUUAAUUGCCAAUGGAAUUUCGGUGGAGUUGCCAGAGUUUUUUGCAAGUGCUAACUGCAAAGAACACUUGACGAGGAUGGAAGAAACAGCCGGCCUUCCGGGGAACUUUCUGGUAGGGAUUGUGUAUCUGUUCAUUUGAACUGGACAUCUCCUGGUGGAGAGAUCUUUUUGCUUUGGGAUCUCGAAUGCCUUUUUUCCCUUUGCAGUAUUAGGCAGUUUGGUGUUAUUUAAACUCAAAAGAAUUCCUCAACCCUCCUGCUGUAUUACUGAACAGCAUACAUAAACAAGACCAGAUAUUGUUUGUAUCUUUCUAUUAUCUUACUCACGUAUACUGGCUUGUCUGUGAUUAAUGGAAAUGGUGUCAGAUGCUGGAAUUUAUUCUGACCAAUGAACACAGCUGACUCAAGGGAGUACAAUCUCUUGCAAAGUAAUAGAACAAACCCAAUAUGCAUAAAACAAAUACAAGUCACUAGGCUUUAGCUGAUAGAACCAACUACCUGUGUAAUAACAAAGUGGCAGAAACUAUUUCUCAUGUGGCUGCAUAGACUGUACGUUAUGUCUGAUCUCUAAUGUAGCUUUCCUGAUGUUGCUUUUUCUUAACCAAAAUUGAGUUUCCUUUUUAAAAGUAGUAAAUUGGGAGAGACGCUGGCUUGGAUAACAUUCUGAACUAUACAAAGAUGAAAUCAUAUUGUUUGAUUUAAAUAAAUUAUUUUUAUUUGAA